AUGAUUGCUGUCCCCGAAUACGUCGACACUCACACCCACGAUGCCCUGGAAGUUUCCAACAUCAGCUGCUCAAUCUCCUACCAAGAGCACGAAGGCCACAGUCGCACAAGUAGGGUAGUUUCUCGCUGGGACACAUCCGACAAGGAGGGCUACAAUGCCAUGCCGAGGAAACCAACCCGCGGAUCUGCCGCCAGCAAACUGCCACUGCGACCCGCUCACUUUCGAUUGCUAGAAGAAGAAGAACACGACGAUGAUCCCACCAAUCACGACAUGGGCUGGGACAGAUGGCGUGCUGUCCCCAGGAUGACCCGAGGCGACAGUACCCGUACUGCCUUUUCCAUGGGCAGACAGUCAACAGCUACGUGCGCUUCUGGCUGGGGCCUCAUCUCUGACGUUAUGAAGGAGGAAGACGAGGGAGACGCCUCUGAUGAGCUCUCCAUCGAAGGAGAUGAGACCAAGGCAAUUGGUUCUCCGGUGCACCCUCCUGGUUAUGCCAGUCGACGCAGUACUAGUUCAGCUUCACCGAAAAGAAAACGACCCGAAAGGAUUGCUGCGCCGAAAUCGUUCGAAGAAAGCGAUGUACGUGUUGGAAACCUCAAUACAGAGGGGAUGAAGCAACGACCGUCGCCACCCGCAGCCUGA
This is a messenger RNA of Seminavis robusta, 642 nucleotides long. NCBI's taxonomy places the organism in Eukaryota, Bacillariophyta, Bacillariophyceae, Naviculales, Naviculaceae. The record is from the annotation of a GenBank genome assembly.